Messenger RNA from Poecile atricapillus (Black-capped chickadee), 5951 nucleotides. It is a transcript of the gene TRAF2, whose product is annotated as TNF receptor associated factor 2. Lineage: Eukaryota; Metazoa; Chordata; Aves; Passeriformes; Paridae. Gene Ontology annotation, biological process: regulation of apoptotic process; positive regulation of JNK cascade; positive regulation of canonical NF-kappaB signal transduction. The transcript has 10 exons. Gene Ontology annotation, molecular function: zinc ion binding; tumor necrosis factor receptor binding; ubiquitin protein ligase binding. Bases 1975 to 3444 code for a protein of 489 amino acids. Gene Ontology annotation, cellular component: cytosol; plasma membrane signaling receptor complex; cytoplasmic side of plasma membrane. The record is from RefSeq and is a predicted model, not a curated record.
UUGUGACGUAGCUCCGUUUGAUAGGCGCAGUGCCCUGCCAAUCAGCUUCCUCUGUCUCCGAUUGGCUGACGCGCGCCCCACCCUGGGGGCGGAGGCACUGGGACCGGUCACCCGGCACCGAUCGCUUUGUUCCGCGGCGCUGUCACGCUCCUUGGCCAAUAGCCCCGGCCGGCCGAGCCGGGCAUGCGCAGUGCGGGCGUUCUCCGUGGCGCUUCCCCCGCCGUUGGUUCGGGCCGCGCCUGAGGGCGGCGGGCAGGGCGGCGCUGCGCUGAGGGCCUUUCGUGCUCCGGGGAGCCCGGCACAGCGUCCCCAGGAUGGACACGGGCAUGGGGACGGUCCGGAGGGGCCGAGGGACUGGUUUGGUUCAGCCUCGAGAGGGCGAUACUGAGGUCAGACCUCACGGGGGGCUGCAGCUCCUCCCGAGGGGCAGCUCCAAUCUCUGCUCUGGGACAGGGACAGCAGGCAGGGAACGGCUGGAGCUGGGCCAGGCCAGGCUCAGGCUGCACAGCAGGGCAAGGUUCUUCCCCCAGAGGCUGCUGGCACUGCCCAGGCUCCCCAGGGAAUGGGCACGGCCCCGAGGCUGCCAGAGCUCCAGGGAUGCCCAGGGUGGGAUGUUGGGGGGUCCGGGCAGGGCUGGGGGAUCCUGGGGGUCCCUUCCAGCUUGGGAUAUUCUGUGAUUCGGUGAAAAUCCCAUCAGAAUCACCCCGAAAGUUUCGCAGUAAAGGCAUGAAAAGCUGCUCCUGCUCUCGUAAUUUCUGAAGUGAGAGGCCAUGGGGUUAACGCUGCCCGGAGGGUUUUUGUGGGGUCUUCCCAUGACAAAGCGCAAGAGGAGCGGUCGGACCCCAGUCACGGCGAUAAUCCGGGCAUUGCUCGGAAAUCAGGUGCCAGAAGGGCCCGUGGGUUUGUCAUCUGUCAUCUGUCACUGCAACACGCCUGAUCCCGGCUGCAGGGGACAGGGGAAAGCAGCUCUGGCGGUGGGACAGCAGCGGGGUGCAGGACUCUCCCUGUGCCGUGCGGUGGAGCCGGGAUGUCCCGGCAGCAGGACUGGGGGCAGCCCCGGGUGGUCCCAUCCGGGUGGUCCCACGGCUGUCGUGAGCGAUUCCCGGCCGUUCUGUCCCAUCCCGUCCUCUUCGGGAGCAGCCCCACGGCCCCGUCCCGCGGCGGGCGUUCCAAGCAAGCCUUUGGUGCGGUUUCCUGUCCCUUUGGGAACAGCACGUCCUGCCCCGGCACCGCUACCCGGUCACGGUCAUUUCAGGAAAUGCAGACAGUAUUUUUCUUCGCCGGAUGACAUCACCAAGUUUUCCAUGCUGGUGUUCCCAGACCACUGCGGCUGUGCUGGGAAAAGGGCUGUUGCAGCGCAGUGUUGCAUGCCGAGGGAGUUGUGCCCAUGCCAUUCCCGGUGCCGACACAUGCAGGGAUGCACUUUUCCCGACUCCCUGACAGGGAACAAUCCCUCCCUGACGGUGCCUGAGCAGCACCUGGCCCCGAGCCCCCCACAGCCCUGUCCCGCCCUUCGCUUCGACCCGCUCCUCUCUGGCCCCGUCUUCGCACCCAGGCUCCCGGGAGAGUCACCUUGGGCACUGUGUCACUGCUGUGUCACUGCGCCCAGCUCUGACGGCGAGGAUUUCCCCGGCCCCGGUGAAUUCCCCGCGGUGAGAACGCGCCCGUCCCGUCCCCGCCCCGCCAAUGCAGCGGGCGGUAAAGCCCCGGAGCCCCCGCGCUGGAGCCGGGCUAGGGGGGCAGGCAGGCUGGGGACCCCGGCUGACAAAUCCUGCUGCUGUGACCUUUUGCCGAACAAGUUCCCCUGCGUAAAGCACCUCGCCGUGACCUCAAUGCGGGCUGCGCCGCGCCUUUCCCCCACGGCAUUUUUCCUGCCACCGGCGUCCUGCCGUGUCCGUCCUGCCGCCGCCCAUCCUUCCCCACAGCUGGCCUCCACCUGUCCCCCGAGCUGGAGCCACGGGACGCGAGGUGGCCAUGGCACUCUGUGCGCAGUCUCUGGAGAUACAGCCAGAACUUUUCGUUCACAUGGCAGCAGCAAACUCUUCUCCACCUGGUUCAUUGGAUCUAAACCAGCCUGGGUUUGCAAAGGAGAUCCUGGGAACUAAACUGGAGGUCAAAUACCUGUGCUCUGACUGCAAGAACAUCCUGAGGCGGCCCUUCCAGGCACAGUGUGGCCAUCGCUACUGCUCCUACUGCCUGAAGAAAAUCAUCAGUUCUGGACCUCAAAAGUGUGCCAGCUGUAUCCAGGAAGGAAUAUAUGAGGAAGGAAUUUCUAUUUUGGAAACAAGCUCGGCUUUCCCAGAUAACGCAGCACGACGGGAAGUGGAGAGUCUGCCUGCUGUCUGCAUCAACAGUGGCUGCACCUGGAAGGGAACCAUCAAAGAGUACGAGGCUCAUGAUGAAGUCUGCCCUGAAUUCCCGCUGACUUGUGAAGGCUGUGGGAAGAAGAUUCCCAGGGAGAAGUUUCGGGACCAUGUGAAGACGUGUGGCAGAUCCAAAGUACCUUGCCGUUUUGAGGCUGUGGGCUGUGCUGAGGUGGUGGAAAAUGAAAAGCUCCUGGAGCAUGAGAGGAAGUGCUUGACAGAGCAUCUCUAUAUGCUGCUGAGCUCUGUGCUCAGCCUCAAGACUGGUGCUGGGGACCCGAAACCUCUUCCUGUCCUUUCCUCAUCACAAAACAGCUCCCCACUGCUGGCAGCAAACUCACUGUGCUCAGAGUCAGAGCUCUCCCGGUCCCUGGAGCUCUUGGGAAGGUGUGAGGCCCUCGAGAGGAAAACAGUGACCUUUGAGAACAUUGUUUGUGUGCUCAACCGGGAGGUGGAGAGAGUAUCUCUGACAGUUGAAGCCUACAGCCGCCAGCACCGGCUGGACCAGGAGAAAAUCGAAACACUGAGCAACAAGGUCCGGCAGCUGGAGAGGAGCAUUGGGCUCAAAGACCUGGCCAUGGCUGAGAUGGAGGAGAAGAUCCGCAACAUGGAGGCUUCCACUUACGAUGGGGUUUUCAUCUGGAAGAUAACGGAGCUCGCCCGGAAGCGUCAGGAGGCGAUAACAGGCCGCUCUCCUGCCAUCUUCUCUCCAGCUUUCUACACCAGCAAGUACGGCUACAAGAUGUGUCUGCGCGUGUACCUGAACGGAGAUGGCACCGGCCGUGGGACCCACCUGUCCUUGUUUUUUGUGGUGAUGAAAGGACCCAAUGAUGCGCUGCUGCGGUGGCCCUUCAACCAGAAGGUCACCCUGAUGCUUCUGGACCAGAAUAACCGGGAGCACAUCAUCGACGCCUUCCGGCCGGACGUGACGUCCUCGUCCUUCCAGCGCCCCGUCACGGAGAUGAACAUCGCCAGCGGCUGCCCCCUCUUCUGCCCUGUGUCCGUCAUGGAAGCCAAGAACUCCUACGUGCGUGAUGAUGCCAUCUUUAUUAAAGCCAUCGUUGAUCUCACGGGCCUCUAACCCUUCUGACCUCGGAGCAGUGAGCAUGGAACCAGCACUGCCCAGGGCAUCUCCUGCUUGUGCUGCACUUCAGGCAGGUCUCAGAGCGAGAGGGGGCGGCGCACAGAGGGGAAAAGCCCUUCCUGCAAAGGGACCUUUGCUCUGAGUGGAAACGAGGUGUCUGAUGGGAGCCCUCUUUCCUGAGGAGAGGGUUGGGUGGACACUGGCAGGCUGUGGGAUAUGGAAGAUUCCCUGCAGGGACUUGGGUGUCUGAACUGCUGCUGUCUGGACUCCAGUGGAAACUGGAGAGAGCGCUUGCUCUACCAGUUUAGCCAGCAUCUGCAGCUCUCUGUAGUAAAACAGUGGUUUGCCCUGCCUGAGCUCCACCUCCUGUGGAUUUUGGCUCAGCUGUCUAGGAUUUCCUUCUGAUAUCUCUGUGUUCCUGGAAGUUAUAUGCUGUGAGGUGCUGAGUGUGGAAUGGGGCAGGAGGUGCUGCUGCCCAGGAGGGACUGUGGGGCAACAUCGGGGAUGCCCGUAGGGAGGGAGAAGUGAAUCUGCUGUGGAGAUUGUCCCUCCUGUGCCAGGAGAGGAGGGUGACACAGAGCUCAAUAUGCACCCUGAGAGCCCCAGACCCUGCCCCCCUCUGCCCUCUGUGUGCUGAGCAGUGCUGGGUGGGAUGGGUGCUGUGCUGGGAGCUGUCUUUGCUCAUAGGCAAAGGCACAGGCUCUCAACUGGCUUCGCUGCCAUGGUGGGAUAGCUCCACCAGCCUUUCCAGGGCUCUGCUGCUGUCGAGCUCCACGUCCAUCUGCAGCCACACUGCUGUGUCCAUCUGGGCACUGCCACCUCAGGCAAUGGGAUGUGUACUCUGCCCGUGCAGUGAGCACUGCUGGCCACUCCCUGCCCUCCCACAGGGCCUGCAGUCACCAGCAGCAGAUCUCCCUCACUGUUCCUCCCCAUCCCUGAGCUCAGGAGUCAUGGGCCAGGUGGCUCUUUCUCCACUCAGUGCCGUGUUGAACCUGCAGCCACCUGGGUUGGAUCUGGCUGGAACUGGAGAAGUGAAAUGUGCUGUCCCCUUUCUGUCCCUGGACUCCUUCCCUCUGGGCAGCAUAUGUUCAAUAACCAUGAGAAGGUCUCUCCUGUUGUUAGUGGGGAAGAACUGGCUGCCACAUCCCUGCAUAGUGCUCUCUGCAGCUUUGUUGUGGCUAUGGGUAGCUCUGGAUGGGCCCUGAUCCAGGGUGUACUCAAAGUUUUGUUGCCUCCUUCGCUUGGGCUUUCCACUCCCCUGUCAGGGGCUGAAUGUGCCCCAGGAGAUGUUUUGCUGGUGACAGGAACCAGCUGUGAACACCCUGCAAUGAUCAGGGGCCUGGGCUGGCUCCUGUGGUGCUCCUUGAGCAGUAGGGCUUGUCUCUGCAGGGUCUGGCUGUCCCCCACAUGCUGGCACUGCCCUGAUCUGCCCCUGGGGCUGUUUGGAAUGUCCCUGCUGCUGCCCAGGAACUCAGGGGUGCCCAGUGCCCUGCAGGCUGGCCUGGACCCUGGCCCAAGCUGAACCUCUUGUACCCACAGCUGCUGUGCUGGCCAGGGGCUCUCCAGACAGGUGCUGGGGUGACCUGUGAGCCCCCUCUGGAAUUGCUGCGUGGAGCUUCUCACAUCUGUGUGUGCAGGGCCUGGGGACAGACCCAGCCCCUGCUGUUGGGGCAGGGGUACAGAAGCUGGUGACAGCACAGCCUGACUGUGGGAGGGGGAUGACAGGACCCUUCCCUUUGGGCAAGCCGCCCCCCUUCCCCCUGCCAGCCUGUCCGAAGGGACAGAUCAUGCCCUGUGUUGCUGCUCUCACCCUGUGCCUUAUGAGGAAAAUCCAGGCUGGCAGAGUCCUGCUCCCAUCUACAGCAGCUCCCCAGGGACACUUGGGAAACAGAAGGGAGGGGAAGGUUGACUCUGUUCAUAGAAUCGCUGAGAACUAAGUUUUAUGUGGUCGGAAGCUUGUUCUGUGUUGAUCAGAAUGUCUGCUGCAGCAGGGCUGGGGGUUCUGGCCAUGUGGUGCCAGGAGGGACUAUGGAGAUGCUGGCUCAGCUGGGGGAUGGGGGCUGCUUUUGGGAUAGGAGCUGGUCCUCCUGCCCCAGCACAUGUUUGGAAGGUCGCUGGGAGAGUCGGUGCUGCAGCAAAGCUCAGGCUGAGCCCUUCAGGCCACAGGGUUACUGCUGUCAGCCCCUCCUGCUGACAGCUUUUUCCUCCUCACCCUUCUGGUGCUGCUGAUGCUCUCCAGGCCUUUUUUGGCUUUUAGCAGCUCUGGAGCUGGCAGCAGAAUUGUGCUUAUGUGCUGCAGGCAGGGGCCCAGCCCCUUCCUGAGCACAGCUCUGCCAGCCUGGCAGCCACACAGACAAGCACUGGACACGAGCCACCGCUGGAUUUUUGUGGGUUUUUUUCUCUUUUGACCACACCAUCUCAGCCUGGCACUGUGAACUAAGUUUUGUUUUCUUUGAGGGUGCAGUAUGGUCAGAACCACUAAUAAAAGCUGUUUGAACAGCAUU